Messenger RNA from Strongylocentrotus purpuratus (purple sea urchin), 3942 nucleotides. It is a transcript of the gene carm1, whose product is annotated as histone-arginine methyltransferase CARMER-like. The record is from RefSeq and is a predicted model, not a curated record. NCBI's taxonomy places the organism in Eukaryota, Metazoa, Echinodermata, Echinoidea, Camarodonta, Strongylocentrotidae. Gene Ontology annotation, molecular function: protein-arginine N-methyltransferase activity. Gene Ontology annotation, biological process: peptidyl-arginine methylation. The transcript is spliced from 13 exons. The coding region runs from base 71 to 1963 and encodes 630 amino acids.
GUCGAGUCAAGCAGUACAGUUUUACUGUACAUGCAUUGUCAGUGCAUUUACCGCGGGGCAGGAUAGCAUCAUGGCGAUCGUUUUCGAGAAUAUGCGCCUGAGUUCAUUGUCAGAUCAAGGCGAUAUAGCACAGCAAACACAAAAUGUUCUCAAACUUCAAGUAUCCACAAAAGAUGACCAACCUAUCUUUACACUAUAUAAUGGUAACCAACAAGUCUUAACCUUUGACCUUGGUAAGGAAAAUAGUACAACAGUAUGCCGCGCAACCAAACUAGCAUACAUGGUCAACAUCAAGGAGAAUGGUAUUAUACUUCACUUUGCAUCAGAGUUUGAGGUGACAAGAUUUGAGAAGAUUCUUGAAGGAGCCAAGUAUAAUGCAAAGCAAGCAGAUAAGAAAUCGUUGUUUACACAAAGAACGGAUGAAGCCUCGGCUGUGCAGUAUUUUCAGUUCUAUGGGUAUUUAUCCCAACAACAAAACAUGAUGCAGGAUUACAUCAGGACGUCUACAUAUCAGAAAGCCAUGUUAACAAACCAUGAGGACUUCAAAGAUAAGGUUGUAUUAGAUGUCGGUGCUGGGUCAGGGAUCCUAUCGUUCUUUGCCGUCCAAGCCGGAGCACGUAAAGUCUAUGCCAUUGAAGCCAGCUCAAUAGCAGAACAAGCCAAGCAACUCGUCAAAGCCAACAACCUUGGGAACCGCAUCUCCGUGAUCGCGGGGAAGGUGGAGGAGGUGUCAAUACCCGAGCAGGUGGACUUGAUCGUCUCAGAACCAAUGGGGUACAUGCUCUUUAAUGAGAGGAUGUUAGAAAGCUUCCUCCAUGCCAAGAAGUGGCUCAAACCAGGAGGUAAGAUGUUUCCUACUCAAGGAGAUGUUCACAUUGCACCGUUCACCGAUGAUGCUCUUUACAUGGAACAAUUCACAAAAGCAAACUUCUGGUAUCAACAGUCCUUCCAUGGUGUCGAUCUAACUUGCCUCAGAGAAACAGCUCUACAAGAGUUCCUCAGACAACCCAUCGUGGACACAUUUGACAUCAAGAUCUGUCUAGCCAGGACCUAUAAGUACACUGUUGACUUCUUGACAACGAAAGAAAGUGACCUUCACAGAAUUGAAAUUCCUCUUCAGUUCAAGACGCAUCAAUCUGGAGCAGUCCAUGGCCUUGCUUUCUGGUUUGAUGUAGCCUUCCAUGGUUCAUUACAAUCUGUUUGGCUAUCCACAGCACCUACCGAGCCUCUCACUCACUGGUAUCAGGUUCGAUGCUUACUACGGUCACCUAUGUAUGUCACAAAGGGUCAAAGGCUAACAGGGAAGGUCAUACUCAUCGCCAAUGCAAGGCAAAGCUACGACAUCGACCUUGAGCUUGAGUCACCCGGGUCGGAGGUCAAGUCGACCAACAGGUUGGACCUGAAGAACCCCCUCUUCCAUUACACCGGUCAGCAGGUACUACAAGGCGGCGCCCACACCACCUCACCGUCGGAGAGCUACUGGAGCCAGCUGGGCAACGGCAACGCCAUGGAUGCCGGCGGCUCGACCCUGGGGAACGGCUACAGCAACGGACAGGGGCUGAGUACAGGUGUGGUUCAAUCGAUACCUAUUGCUAACACCGAGCCCAUAGCCCACAGUACGGUCCUACCCGGAGGCCUCACACAGAGGCAGUACACCGUGGCCAUCCCGUCCUCCGUGGGUCAGGCAAUGUCGUCUCUAUGCUUCACCAACAGCAGCAACAAUCAAUCCAGCGGGCAUCAAUCCAGCGGGCAGUACCAGCAACAGCAGCAGCAACAACAGCAACAGGGACCACAGGGGCAACAGACGCAGGCCCAGCAGCAUCAGCCAGGCCGGAUGUCGCACAGUUCGUCGGGGAGCAGGCAGGGGGGCCACAUGAUGGUCGAUCAGAUGGGGGGCGUGUACGUAGGCGGUGUCCAACAACAACAUAGGCAUAAUAAAUACGGCUCACAACAAAUGAACUGAUGAUCCGGGGGCCAUCCUUGGAAUGAAUGAACUGAAUUGGCAAUCUUUGAAGCAGCCCUAGUUAAUCCGUUCUUAGUUCCAGUAAACAGCUAGUUAUCGCUGUUGAUCAAUCCGAACUUCAGAAGAGCAGUACAGUAAAAAAGUUUGUUGGUGUAGAGGGGGAGCAGGGAGGUGGCUUGUUAAAGUUAUUACUUAUUUGGUGCCUUUGCAAGAGUUCUGAUUAAGUCUGUAUGCUAAUCAUGCUACAUACUGUACAGAUGCUCCAUUUUUAAAUCUCGCCCUACGAGGUAUAAUUUCAAAAGAAUUGCCAAAUGUUUUGAAAUAUAAUCGUGGAGUGGCUUAGAUAAUGCCCCACCCUCCUGUCAAUAUUAAAUUGAGGGUUAGAACACCUUUGGUAAUAUAGGAAUGAUCAAAAUAGUACAUAAUUUUUUUAAAGGAUUACUCUUUAAUAGUAAUAUUACACAUUUGUUUUUUACAUGGAGUUAUCUGCUUAAAAUCCCAACUCUGUGUAUUUUAAAUGAAAUCAAUCAGAAAAAAUGACCUACAAAAAAAGGUUCCCUUCUCAUUCCUCAAUUUGGCUUCCUCUUUGUAUUCAAACCAAAUCAACCAAACUGACACCUUAUUUCUUCAACAUUCUCUCCUAUCCUACAUGAAAUAUAUAUACGGUAUAUGAGAUGAAGUUAAAUGAAUUUUCUUUCAAAAUUUUACACCAAUGCUUGCUUUAUUUAAUCCUUCAAUAUAAUCUCAACUUAUAUUUCCUUCUUUUGGAGAGCUCAAACUAGGUGUCAAUGCACAUUAUGCUGAGCACUUUUGCUCAGAUGUAAAUAUUCAGUACCAUGUACUACUUAUAUUGGGGAGUUCUUUUUAUUUUAAACCAUUUUUCAUAUAUUCCUAAGUUAUUUGAGUGAUCUGGGAUAUUUUGCAUGGAUUUUUUUGUAGUACUUGAACAUGAAAGAGUAUUUCACUCGUUGAUAACUUUUACAUGUUCCAUGCAGUGGAGAUUGACAUUUUAUUUAUAUUACUGGUACAAGGUUAUCGUUAUAAAUUUCCGCUGUCUUUUGGGGAAAAUGGCCGAUUAUCUGUAACUUUUAUGGCUGUAAGAUAUUAGUGUAGAUAGGUAGUGGUCUAGGAUGGGUUUUUUGGAGUUUGAAUCUGAAAUUUGCACCAUCUGUCUUGUGUGGCUUAUAAGGUAAAUGUAUCCUCCCUUAGAGAUAAAUUGAUUCUAAUGUAUUCCUGUUUUUGAUCACUAAAUAACCCCUCCAAUCUCUAAGCAUGUAGAUGACAGAGUGUAGGUAUAUCUGUUGUAGGGAAUAUUUGCAAUCAUACAUUUUCUUGAUUUACAAUGCCAAUAGAUUCUGUUCAUUUGCAAUCCAAUGAAAUUGGACCUUGCCCAUCCCGCUCAUAAAAUUUCAAUUGAAUAUGGAGAUUAAUAGUGCGGGCGCAACAAUGGGAUUUGAAUUGACAAAGGAUGUUGGAAAUUGCUAUAAUGGGCCUGUUCUAUCCCCUUGGGGCAUUCAGUUAAUAAUGAUCUUCCUUUACACUGUCAAGUAUUUUAUAGUGUGGUGGGCUUUUCUUCAUGUUGUACUCUGGAUGGGGUUAGAGUGUCGUUAAUCGUAUUUUGGAGCCAGACGAGCCUUAAAUCCUAUACUGUAACACGAGUUAAUGCGAUUAUGCCCUUAUGACUCUGAACAAUAUGUGUAAUAUAAAAGUAAAAACACUGAUUGAGGAUAUGUGUAUUCAAGCUGCAGUAUUGUUGGCGAAUUCAACAAUUAUUUUUAUGCCCUCUAUGAUGGCGUUAACAACCGUUUUGAUAUGACAGAAUAGUUGAACAACUGUAGCUAAACUUGUUCCUUCUAAAUUCUCUCUCUCUCUCUCUUUCUCUCUCUCCCUCUCUCUCAUUCUUUUUCUCCCCUAGCCCUUACUUUUCAUCUCUAUUUCCCCAGUGUAUAGUUUUUAGUUUUGUUAAUAGUCCAGUAACA